This is a messenger RNA of Phalaenopsis equestris, 1361 nucleotides long. Its product is annotated as protein phosphatase 1 regulatory subunit pprA. The coding region runs from base 33 to 1172 and encodes 379 amino acids. The record is from RefSeq and is a predicted model, not a curated record. The transcript is spliced from 6 exons. NCBI's taxonomy places the organism in Eukaryota, Viridiplantae, Streptophyta, Magnoliopsida, Asparagales, Orchidaceae. Gene Ontology annotation, molecular function: protein binding.
GAUCUAUAGAAAAAUAUAUUCCGUUCAUUUGUAUGAUAGAUCGGCAGGUGCUGUCUGUCUCUCGAAAGAGCAUUUCUAUCUUCUCAAGAAUUCUUGCUCUCUUCUUCCCCGCCACGUUCUUCCAAAUCUCUGCUCCUAGAUUCCUCAAAUCUCAAAUGAAGAAUGCCUUUCGAGAAUCCGAUACCGACAUGGGAAACUGUGACGAUGACGUUGCGGAGGAAGACAAUAGCAUAGGUCGCUGCCUCGAUCUCACGAGCUUCCAGCUCCACGAUCUCGGCGAAGUUGAAAUUCCGGAGGACCUCGAGGAGCUAGAUCUCACGGCCAAUCGGCUUUCUAAGCUAGACCAUCGGAUCGGGCUCCUCGCUCAGCUUAAGAAACUUUCUUUGCGGCAGAAUCUCUUUGAUGAUGAGGGCAUCCGGCCUUUAUCCGGUUGGAGUACUAUUUCUGGUUUGCAAGAACUUGUUUUGAGAGACAAUAAGCUGUCUAAAAUACCUGAUGCCACCAUUUUCAAGGAUCUUCUUGUGUUUGAUGUUUCUUUUAACGAGAUAUCUUCAUUGAAUGGUUUAUCAAAGGUUUCAAAUACACUCAAAGAGCUUUAUGUUUCCAAGAACGAAGUGGCAAAGAUGGAGGAGCUUGAACAUCUACAUGCAUUACAAAUUCUUGAACUCGGCUCAAAUAGAUUUAGGGUGAUGGAGAACUUAGAAAACUUGACAAAUUUAAAAGAGUUGUGGUUAGGAAGAAAUCGUAUUAGAGCAGUGAAUUUGUGUGGGUUGAAAUGCAUAACAAAAUUAAGUUUGCAGAGCAAUCGACUGACAUCAAUGUUAGGAUUUCAGGAAUGUGUUGCGCUAGAGGAAUUAUAUUUAAGCCAUAAUGGUAUUGCUAAGAUGGAAGGCUUAUCUACUCUUCAAAAUCUUCGCGUUCUUGAUUUAGCUUCGAACAAACUAACUGCGAUUAACGACAUUGAGAAGCUGAAUAGGUUAGAAGACUUGUGGCUUAAUGAUAAUCAAAUACCAUCGUUAGAAGGCAUUGAUUUUGCAGUAGCUGGUUCUAAGGAGAAGCUCACGACCAUAUAUCUAGAACACAACCCAUGUGCAAACUCUCCAAACUAUUCCGCAACAUUGAAGCGAAUAUUUCCUAAACUGCAGCAAAUUGAUUCAGAUGUAUUUAUGUGAUGAUCACACAUCGAGACAGUUAUUGUUACUAAUGCUUUUGGUAACAUCUUUUUUAACUUUUUUUUAAUUUAUUCUCUUUAAUUAAUUGCAUGCAUAGAACAGAAUUAGUGUAUCAGUUUAACUAUGGUUAAUUCCCUCCCCUUCACACAUUGUCUGCUUGCUGAUUUAUUUUUGGGGCAUUUACAUAUA